Messenger RNA from Nyctereutes procyonoides (raccoon dog), 1573 nucleotides. It is a transcript of the gene CDC20B, whose product is annotated as cell division cycle 20B. The transcript is spliced from 12 exons. Gene Ontology annotation, cellular component: anaphase-promoting complex. Bases 1 to 1572 code for a protein of 523 amino acids. Gene Ontology annotation, molecular function: protein binding; anaphase-promoting complex binding; ubiquitin ligase activator activity. Gene Ontology annotation, biological process: positive regulation of anaphase-promoting complex-dependent catabolic process; positive regulation of ubiquitin protein ligase activity; anaphase-promoting complex-dependent catabolic process. NCBI's taxonomy places the organism in Eukaryota, Metazoa, Chordata, Mammalia, Carnivora, Canidae. The record is from RefSeq and is a predicted model, not a curated record.
AUGGACUGGAAACUGGAGCGCACGGCCCGGCGGAGGGUCCGCACGGAGGAAGAGAUGCUGUGGGAGAACGUCAUGCGGGUGCUCGCCAAAGACCUGAAGCAGAAGAGAAGUCCAGGUUCUCCCAAGAUAUUUGAUGAAAUGAAGACUACAUAUUCUAGCUUCAAGAGCAAUUUUGUGAAGAGGCUGUCGGCGGAGGUUCCCGUUGCCAGUAGCCCAAUUGCCACCAGAUGGCGGCAAAACCAAGCUCGGAAUCCGGCUGCCUGCUCCUUUGGGGAAGAGUUUUCAACCACUUACUUCCCAGAAGCAUCUGGAUCCGUGCUGGAGAAAACACCGGAGAAAGAGACUUUGGUUCUCGGAUCCUACCAAGAACCACUGAAAACCCCCAUCAAAGGAAGUUUUGAAACAAAUAACUCUGCCCUCCAUUUUUGCAAGGCACCUCAUGCAUUGGAUAGAGGCUGGAAUGAAAACAUUGCCUCAAAAGGCCAGAAAUGCCUAAACCAACUAUUUUUGACCCAGAAGGUGGUUCAGUGGGUUAGUGGGCAAAUGCAACUCUGUGAGCCAUCCCAAUGUGUCUGGAAAGGCUGCAGAAAUGGAGUUGGAGAUGAAUCCUUCCAUCUUAAAAGAUUCGGUGAUAUAGACUAUUCCAUACUCCAACCAGAAGUGAAGAUUCAUCUUUCUGGUCUUCGAAAUGACUAUUAUCUGAAUAUUCUAGACUGGAAUUUUCGAAAUCUUGUUGCUGUAGCCCUUGGAUCCUCUGUGUUCAUAUGGACUGGGGAAAACAACGUGAUUGAAAAUAUAGACUUAAGUCUCAAUUGUAACUAUAUAUCCUCUGUGUCCUGGAUAAAAGAUGGAAACUGCCUGGCAGUUGGCACCAGUGAAGGAGAAGUACAAUUAUGGGAUGUGAUAACUAAAAAGCGGCUGAGAAAUAUGCUUGGUCAUUUGUCAGUGGUUGGGGCUCUGAGCUGGAAUCACUCUAUUCUCAGCAGCGGAUCCAGGCUGGGCCGUGUUUAUCACCACGAUGUUCGGGAAGCCCAGCAUCACGUUGGAUCACUUCACCACAAGCAAGCUGUCUGUGCUCUGAAGUGGUCGCCUGACGGCAGGCUGCUUUCCAGUGGCUGUAGUGAUGGACUGCUGGCAAUAUGGCCCCAUGACCCAGGUGUGAGAACACAGACUCAACCGCUGAAAGUUAUAUCCCAAACUACAGCAGUCAAGGCCAUGGAUUGGUGUCCCUGGCAGUCUGCAGUCCUUGCUGUUGGAGGCGGAAUGAGAGAUGGGCACUUACGUAUCUUGGACAUAAACACUGGGGGAAGUAUCCAGACCCCGAGCACAAACUCACAGAUUUGUUCCCUACUCUGGCUGCCUAAGACAAAGGAGAUUGCAACUGGCCAAGGUACUCCUCAGAAUGAUGUGACUACAUGGGUCUGUCCUGGUCUGGCCAGGUCAGGUGGAUUUUUUGGCCACAGAGGCAGAGUGUUGCACCUGGCUUUGAGUCCAGACCAGACCCGAGUGUUUUCUGCUGCAGCUGAUGGUACAGCCUGUGUAUGGAACUGCUGUCGCUCAGCCCUCCUAUGAG